Messenger RNA from Carassius auratus (goldfish), 2452 nucleotides. RefSeq lists its product as uncharacterized. The coding region runs from base 497 to 2431 and encodes 644 amino acids. Lineage: Eukaryota; Metazoa; Chordata; Actinopteri; Cypriniformes; Cyprinidae. The record is from RefSeq and is a predicted model, not a curated record. The transcript has 11 exons.
UCAGAAUUUGUCAGUAUUUGUAUGGUGCCCUUUUGCUGCAUUUAAAACAUGCAUUUGAGAUUGAGCGGACAUCAUUCAUUUAUUUAUAGAUACAUGUUUUCAGUAGGAUUAUUAGUUAAUAUUCUGUAAGCCACAUACAGAAUGUUAAUCUUUUAUUUUCCGUUUAUUGCAGUGCCCAUAACAGCAUCAUGUUGCCUGGAGCGAACAAGCACAGUACUAACAACAGCCAACAGACCAGACAGCACAAUCCCAUCCUCUGUUCCUUUCAGCUGCUGAAGAGCCCACACAGCUCUUUCCCUGCUUUCUCUGCAAGCUGGGUUGAAUUGGAGCAGUCUGUACCAUCGUUUGGUCCUCCAAAUCCACAAACACAUUUCAGAUUACUUAAACACAUCAGGAAGGAAAAAUCUCAUGUUAUGAUCUUGGCUGCUGCAUAUUGGUUUCAUGAAUCUUGGUUUCAUGUAUAAGAAUAUUCAGGAAAAACUGGAAUCCGGGAAAGAUGGCUGCAUUGUUCUGGGACUUGGAUUAUGCUACAACUCCUCCACAGACACCAGCUCUAGACUUCAGGCAUACUAGACACGUGAGUUCACCCAUGCAAGACAACUUAGACUGGCCUUCAAGUGAGCAAGUGGAAUUCACAAGAUUAAACCCCUCCAGAACUAAAGACAAGACAGAAGGAGAAUGGCAUAUGGUAACAGCCACUCGCUCAUUGCUUGGCAGGGAAAGAAGAAGCCAGAGGGAGGGUUUGCAGGACCAGCAGAGAGUGUCUUACAACAGCUUGCCAAGAGCACACUUUCUCCAGCCAAAUAGAGAAUCAAAUGCUUUUUCACCCUAUGCUAAUGACUUCUGCUUGAAUGGUAGAGAUGCCGAGAGCAUUGCUGAGUCCCCCAGGAACAAUCGUAAGCUGCACCCGCUGACACAGCCAGGAUUCUACAGUCCGAAAGUCCCACGAUCAAAACACUGUGAAGCUGCACAGUCCACAAAAACCUCUUUAAAAGGAUCUUCUUCUACAAACAACUUGAAGGAGUUCUUUGCUCUCACGUUGCCUCUUCCGUGCUCCAAAACCGCUGUUCUCGAAACCAGCCCUUUGUGUUCCAAACCACAAAAGGUUAAAACGUUUGUGGUAGAAAAGCCUCCUUUGAUGAGAGCUGUGGUUUCUCAAACUUCACCGAUCUCAAGUCAACCCGACAAAGAGCACUUCAGCCAACUCCUGCCAAGAGAGGACCAUCUCAUCAAAAACCAGGACUGCAGUUUGUUCAGUCUGCAGGAACCCAAUAGGAAACCUCUUCGAAACGACCAACCUAUCUGGAGUCAGAGCCAGAAUUUGUUUACUGAGGAAAUUUCUACCAGGGAUCAUCUUUCUAUUAACACACUACAUCUGUUCCCUGAACGCCAGUCUAAAGCAGACCAGCCUGCAGUGCUUUGUCCAAAAUGGGAUAAGGCAAGUCAUGAAAGAUCUACCUGGAGAGUUGACACUGAUAUUAAACCAUCUCAGGGUGACCCUGACUGGUCAUGUCAACUUCAAGCCAGCCCAGCUAAACAUGACUGCAGCCCAAAACAAAAGAAGACACAGUCCUCACAACACAGAGAAACCAGUGAUGUCAGAAACACUGAGCACAACCAUGUAAAAAGUCAGGUGGAUGUGCGCUCAAAGAAUGUGUUUGGUCAGCCUCGGGUGAUUGCAUCACUGCGAGCAGCAUGUUCCCCGCGGCCCGUUCGUAAGAGCACAGUGGUGGAGGAAUUGAAAAAACUCAUUGUGAUGGAUGACACAGAGGACAGCUCUCAGGGUGAUUCAUCACCCCUUCAACAAAAAGAGGCAGAGAUGUGCAACAGUUUGCAAAUGUCAAGUUCAAGCACAAGUUCGUUGUUAUUCAGUCAAGCUUAUCGAUCAUACCCAGAGUCUCCCCCACUCACACCCAUCCAUCUGCAAACACGUCAAACAGAAUGCGGAGCAUUGCCUGAGCAGGCUGAAUUUGACCUAUGGGACAGAGACCAACAUCCUGAGCCUGAACUCAUGCCCCUGCCAAUCACGGCUUGUGAUCUUGACUGGAAUAGUUUAGUUCAAGCAGCCCAAGAAUAUGAGACACAAAGGAUGGCAGCCCUUUUGUCAGAAAUGAGUCCUGUAUCAAGCAGGCCAGACACACCAUCCAAUGGAACCUGCAAGAUCCACCAAUCCAGUGCCUACUGCAGUGGAGAAGAUUUGGACAGUGACGUAUUCAUUGACUUUCCUGAUCAACUCUCUCACCUGGAAGGGAUGCUUAGGCGACUGAGUAGUGAUCUGCUGAAGGAGAAGAGAGACAAGGUGGCUCUUCUGGCAGAGGUGUUGAAGCUUCGCAUUAGCAACCAGCAUCUGAGAGAGGAGUCCCUUUGUGCCGUUGCACAACUACACAAAAUCAACAACAUUUUAAACACGGCUCCUGGAGAGAUGGAGUAAUGCAGGGUUGCAAGCACAAAC